Trachymyrmex cornetzi is the source of this 1980-nucleotide messenger RNA. RefSeq names its product uronyl 2-sulfotransferase. The record is from RefSeq and is a predicted model, not a curated record. Gene Ontology annotation, cellular component: membrane. The coding region runs from base 419 to 1345 and encodes 308 amino acids. The transcript is spliced from 6 exons. NCBI's taxonomy places the organism in Eukaryota, Metazoa, Arthropoda, Insecta, Hymenoptera, Formicidae. Gene Ontology annotation, molecular function: sulfotransferase activity.
AAAAUAUGUAUUUUAUAAUUCGAAAUAUUCGUACAUUUAGAUUAAAUCAGUAUACAACGGCUUUAAUAUCCACAGUUUGCGUCACUAUUGCGUCCAACUGAACUCGCUGUGAGUUCCGGGUUCGGUUGAAGUUGCUCUUAGAGAUUAGUCAUACAGAGUGAUAUGCAAACGCGACCGCCCGUUGCAAUAUGCAUUGGAAAGUGAAAUGUUGCGUUUCACCCAAUCAACCGAUCGGUGGGGGUCGUAGGCUGUGGCGAAGAUGUAGGGAUCACGCUGUUUAUGGGUGCCUGACCCACUAACAUUCUCCUCAGUUACUCGGUAACGGCCUCGAUAAUCCAUAGAGUAUCUCUCGGUAAAAGAACGUGUGAAAUUACAUCAGUAUUAUACACACAUUUGAUAAUUUAAUAAUAAAAAAAAGAUGCGUCGAAAUCGCGGUCUCCUGUUAUCGCUUUCGACGUGUCUGACGAUAGUCUUCGUCGUUCUGAAUACGCGAUCAUCCACAGAAUUACUCGGGUCCGCGAUUACCACCGAGAAACGCAGCGUGUUGAAGAAACAGGAAGUGUCACGUGCCGAUGAUCGAUGGAUUACUCGUAGUCAGACGCAUCGAUACAUUACUCCGUCCCUCGCCGAAUUGGGAGAGUUGCCAUACAAGCACAAGCAUAUUCUCAUGUUGACACGCAUACCCGGUGCGGGUGGCGAGUUGAUGGUGCUGAUCUUGCAGCGAUUACAAGGAUACAAUGCUUUCAAACAUAUACGUCUGCCGCCGGGCGACAACGGGCUUUUGUCAAGUUCACAGCAGGAAUUGUUGAUAGAAGAGAUUACGAGUAUCAUCAGACAAGAAGCUAUUCCCUUAACUUUCGAUGGGGAUGUAAGGUUCCUAAAUUUCUCGGAAUUUGGACGGCAAGGACCUACCUUUAUAUCUUUAGUGAGAGAUCCCUUGGAUCUACGAAUUUGGGAAAAGUAUAAAAAAGGAGAGAAAGGGAUGCAUUAUUAUGGAAUUAUACCUUAUUUUUGUGGACAGGAUCCGCGUUGUGUGGAACAAAAUAAAACGUGGGCAAUGGAGCGAGCUAAAGCAAAUGUUAUUCGAUGGUAUCCUGUUGUUGGUAUAUUAGAUUACAUGGAGGAGACACUAAACGCGUUUGCAGGUGAAUUUCCCUAUUUUUUUAAGGAUGCUAUCCGUGUCUAUGAUCAUUUCCGACCAAAAGAGAAGCAUCCGGCCAUUUCUUCGGCAACUUCAAGGCUACGAAUCAAAGACGCAGCCUUGAGAAAAGUGCUUGCACAAGAGGUAGAAUUUUAUCAAUGGCUGAAAUCUCGACUUCUCAAUAAAACAUUCAACAAUGGAUGAAAAUACUAUCCGAUGAAGAUAGAUAUAAAUCAACUGCAAUUAAAUAAAUCUUAAAUAACAAUCGUGAUAAAUUUUCCGCGUUAAAAGGAAAUUAAAACGAAAAAAAAAUUUUUAAAGUCUCUUAUGAUUUCGUAAUUAUUAUACCAAAGAAACAAAUGUGAACUUUUCGUGCCAUCUAGAGGUUGAUUCUGUAAACACAUAAACCAUCCUACGUAGAGGAUAAAAUCGUUGGCGACUAAGUUUUACGUGUGCAAUUUUUUAUCGAUUGUAGCGCAUCUUGUCAGAAUAAUUAAUUAUUAAUGUUACUACAACUAGCAAUAGAGCGCAUUCGCAAAUGACGAAGCCGCUACAAUCCUUUUACGUCAAUGUAGUUUAAUAUUUGUAGAAUAAAUACAGAAGAGUACAAAGAAAUGCUUUACGUACAUGUCGACCCCUUUCUUUUCAUUCUCUUUUCCUUUCUCUGUCAGCACAUUUUCACAAAGAUAAAAAGUGAAAAAUAAUAUAGAUAAAAUGCGAUCUACAUAAUCUAAUUAUGUACACGAAAAUAAAUGUGAAAAUGCUACCUCUUUCUUUUGCAUAGACAAUAUUGUUCUUUAUAAAAAAAAUUACAUGUGUACAUUCGAAUUGUUCUCUAC